Vigna umbellata (rice bean) is the source of this 1093-nucleotide messenger RNA. Its product is annotated as WD repeat protein. The record is from RefSeq and is a predicted model, not a curated record. Lineage: Eukaryota; Viridiplantae; Streptophyta; Magnoliopsida; Fabales; Fabaceae.
AAGUUUCUGAUUCCUCUUCCCAAAUCUUCCAUCAACAAAAUUCCAUCGACCAUCCAACAAAACUUCAGCCCGCAACGAACAAAACAUAUAUAAUUCCACUAAACAUCAUCAACAACCCUAUCUUCUUCCUCCAGAUCCACACUCCGCGUCCUCGUCUUGGCCGGCAACCGCACCGAUCAUGGACGGCGACCUCAAGACGCCCCUCCUGGUGGGAGAAAUCGAGGAGGUGGAGGCGACACCGGAGGAGGUGACUCCCCGCACGAGCGAGCGGGCGAAGCACGUGCGGACGAAGGUCCCCGAGGUGGAGAUCCACCUCUACCGGCAGGGCAGGGGCCCCAUCGCGGUGUUCAAGUCGCCACUGGGCGGGUGGGAGCAGGACCAGAUCGAGGUCCGGGACAUUCUCGAGACGCACGGAUUGAAGUCGGUCUUCGCAUUCAAUCCCCUUGCCGGAGGGCGCGGCGUUCCGGUCCGGUUUCAUCCCAGGAAUGGGAGGUCCAUGUUGACGUAUAGGGAUGGGGCUGUUGUACAUCUUGAUGGAGAACCUAAGGACUCACUAAUUAAACCAGUGACAAGGAUCUUGGUUGGGGUUGCUUUAAUAAUCUUUAUGAUAACGCUAGUUUCGAGGGAUACUCCGGAUUGGUUGAAGAAAUUGAAUUUCUCUGGUGUGAACUUCCCUCCAUGGAUAUUGGCUUGUGUAGUUAUUGUCUUCACCCGCAUGAGGAAGAGAACUAAAGAUUUUCUGAAGAAGCGUGGUUGGUGAGUGGACUUCAAUUAAUGCUUCUGUGAUAGGGUUUUAAGCAUCUCUCAACACUUUCAAGAUUUGUUCAACUUACAUAAGUUUUGUUGAUUAAUUAUAUAAUCAUAAGUGGUAUAGGUUAAUAAUAAGCGAUGUCUCGUCUGAUGAUACAUAGAUAUUGUUCAGUGAGUGUUAUAGGUCAUCUUUCUAUGUAGAUGAUAUAUUUAUCUUUUUUUCCUUUCUUGCUGUCCAAAUUAUGUGAUUACUGAUUGGAGUGGUAUGAAAAUAGUUUUAUAUCAUACAUUGGGAAUCUUCUAAGCUAGCUAUUCUAAUAGUGAUGAAGUAUUGAUGUUUAUA